Amphimedon queenslandica is the source of this 4166-nucleotide messenger RNA. RefSeq names its product Fanconi anemia group D2 protein-like. NCBI's taxonomy places the organism in Eukaryota, Metazoa, Porifera, Demospongiae, Haplosclerida, Niphatidae. Gene Ontology annotation, biological process: double-strand break repair involved in meiotic recombination; homologous chromosome pairing at meiosis; mitotic intra-S DNA damage checkpoint signaling. The transcript is spliced from 41 exons. Gene Ontology annotation, molecular function: DNA polymerase binding. Gene Ontology annotation, cellular component: condensed chromosome; nucleus. The record is from RefSeq and is a predicted model, not a curated record. Bases 77 to 4126 code for a protein of 1349 amino acids.
UAUAGCAACACCCGCCAAAUACCAGUGACCACGUGCUCGUUUGCUUUGCUUUGUCAGCACAGACUGUCCAGUGGUCAUGAGACGGAACUCAAAGAGAAAAAGCAACCAAUCUAUUCGAUACCCGUCCCAACAACAGCCAUCAUCAAAAAGACAAAAGACAUCUUUUGUGAGUGAGAGCUACUUAUCAACUCUCAGUGCUGCUGGAGUGACGCUACAUGAAAACUCACCUCCUGUUUUAAACACUAGUGCGCAAGAAUUCAAACACCAACUCACCAAAUCCCUCAGUACAUUAGGGAAUGUACCGUCAGAGGAAUCAGUUGCUGAGUUUGUUAAAGGUUACGAGCAAUACGUCAUGGAAUCAGAGAGGCUUCUCUUUAGUCUCCAACCAAUGAAAAAUAACAUUGACACAGAAAGCAGUUCAAUCAGUUUUAGUCGCGUGUUACUAAAUAUAGACUGUCUCCAAACAAAAAUUGCACUGAUCCUUAUUGAGAAGCUCUUGGAAUUUGCUGACACUUUUGGUGUGGAUGCAAGAUAUUGUGAUGUCCCCAAGCUAAUACUCAUUCAGCUUCACUGGUUGGAUAUCAUUAUCGAAGAGAAGGUUAUAUUCGACAAGUUAUUUGAAGUUCUUGAUGUUCUUCCCGAAGACAUUCAACGAGACAUUGUGCAGCUGUUGCCAGAAAUUAUUAUUUCAUAUGAUGAAUCUGAACUAGCAAAAAAGCUACAAGAGCUCCUAGAGAAUCAGAGUCAUUUAGUAGCUGCCUGCAUUGAAGCUUUAUCUAAUUUGAACAUACCGUCUGAUUUAUCAGAAGAAAUAUUGGAGUCGGCAUUGGAGAGGAUCUCAUCUUGUAGUGUCCCUGAUUUACCAUUACUCAUUAACUAUAUCUCGAGUCAAGUUACAUCUAAAAACCAUAUCAAGGUGAUAGGAGAAUUGAGACAAAGACUGGAUGUUGAGACAUGUCUAUUGACUAGACCCAAUGCAUCAUCUACUCCUGUACCCACACUAACUAACAGUGGUAACAGUACCAGUUAUGCUAUACUAAACUCCAUCUGCUCAUCACUCCAAUAUGUAAAGCAUGUCCCCGAUGCUUGGAUAAAGGUAAUUGGUUCUGUUGAUGAUGAGUCCUCUCAUUCCUCAUUGGACCUGUUCAUAUUGUGUAUCAUUAAUGAGAUUACUGCCAAGAGGAAGGCUGUCUUUGAUCUGGUGAUAGCUAAAGUUAAGAGUGGGCUCUUUAGCGCGGAGCUGGUCGAUGAACUAUUUAAUUCCCAACUUUCAAGUGUCCCAGUCAUAUUCCCGAGCACAUUGGCCCUCUGUUCAAAGCUCAUUAGUCACUCAUCAAACGAGCUUGUCCUUUCCUUUGUAAAGAGCCUAUACUUUCUCCUCUUCACCAGUUUCGAUGCCAUCAAACAAAAGGAAGUGAUAGUAUCAUUGAUUGAUACCAUUGGCAGUGGGAUCAGUCACAACAGAGACUGUGUGUUGAGUGUAUUGGAACUGCUUGUUGAUAAGUCUCUGCAUCAAAUGAUCAAGUUUUCAGUAUUUAUUAAAAGUGUUCUUGAUUAUUUGAAUCAGUUCAGUUUGCCUCAAGUGAGGAGACUCUAUGCAAUCCUCAGUACACUGACCUGCUCCUCUGGUUCUCCCCUCACUGGCUCUGUUAGUGAUGAGUUUCAUUCUAUCAUUAGGAAGCAGCUCCACCAUCAUGAACCACUGUUUCAUCAGAUGGGUAUCAUUGGUGCUGUGGUAAUGAUAAAACAACUUACUUCUAAAGGAAAUAUUCAUGAAACAACUAUAAAUACGAGAGAUACCAGCUUAUCAACACACAGCCUGUCUCAAGCUAAGCUAAUGCUUGAACAAGUGAUCAAUGCUUGUACUGACCUGUCAUCUUUUUAUGAAGAAAUGGCAAGUGUUGUCUCUGAGAGAGAAAUCCACAAUGACUUUCUAAAAUAUCUUCUUGAAGAAGUCACUGGUAAAUUCCAAGAGAUAUAUGUCAUUGAAGCUGUUGACCUCACGACUCAAAGUGAUGCCAGUGGUGGACUGUCUACAAAGCAGCAGUUUAAUUUGGAUCCAAUUGCAGCAGAUGGUGACUCUGACCCUAUAGCAGUGGAGCUGUUUGAUCUAUUAAAAUCCUCUUCAGCACAAAAAUCAACUCUUGCUGCAUCCCUUCCUUCUCAUUUCAAGUUACUGAGGACGUGUGAGCAAGUACUUAAUGGAGGACUGGAAGAAGUGGAUGCUUUGUUAGGAUGCCCCAUUGUGUUGUGCAGUCCAUCUAAACUAGAGAAGGACUUAUUUGAAGAGCUCUCCAUGCAUGAAAGACAGUUAAUAUGUUCCUCACUGGUACACACUAUAAACUGGUUCAGGGAACUGGUAUCUUCAUUUGCUUCAGAGUCUGAUAAAGAGAUGAACUGGAAGGUUCUGAUGAGGAUUAAGAAUAUUUGUUCACUACAGGAUCAACUCAAAUCACUUUUAACUGUGACAAGUGGUCCAUUCCCUACUCUCGAUGUUAGUACCAGUUCUAUUAUUAGUAACACAGACAAACGUACCAGUAGCAAGACCCAGAAGGAUCAGUCUGUUCUUGUGACACAAAUGAAUCAAAGUAUGGCACCUACUGCAGCUACAGCCACUGGAAAGGAUCACAAUGACACAGUAUCUGUUAAGAAAGGAGGAGGAGGAGGAGGGAACUUGCUUUAUGACAGAUUUCAGCUUUUAUUUAGGCCAUUAGAGAUGUCAGCUUACAGAGCUCUAGGAUACAAAGCUAUAUCACGUUCAUUGGUUGAUACACACAUGCAACCACUGGAGUCUCAGAGUGUAAAGUUGAAACCGUCAGAGCUUCUGUUCCUCUUGGAGAGCCUUAAGAGAUCCCUCCCGAAAGGAAGUUUUGGUUUCAAGGCAAGAAUUAACAAUGAAGAGAAGAAGAGAUUUGUGGCAAGUUUUGUUGAGAACGGAAUACUUGAUUCACUAUGUAAUCACCUUGAAGAGCUCCACAAAAUAGAGGAUGAGCAUGAUGAAGAUCUUGAUAUUAUUUACUCCUGCAUGUUGUCCCUGUACAGCAUAAUGUCUUCAUUCUUUAGUCUUCCUUUCACCAAUGAAUCAUUGAUUGAAUCUUUAAAAGUUUUAUCGAAUCGUUCUUUGGAACUCUCCUCUAGUCAGAUCUUUGACAUUGAUUCUAUAGCAGGCUCAGCUAUAGUGUAUUGCCAGACUUUUAUUGGUCGUAUUCCUAAUCUCACCAUAGCAGCUGCUUACUGUAAGCUGCUCGUGUCAAUUGCAAAAGCUUCCUCCAACGGAUUGAAAAUAAAUAUUAGUAAAAGCUGUGAGAAGCUUUUAAAUGUUAAUUGGGAUGAGUUGAAGGGAGUCACUCACAAGAAUGAUAGUCUUGAGUUUGUCAUCAAGUAUUAUAUAGAAUAUGCUAGUAAUCCAGUGGGUGUAGUUGAAGAGCUCUGCACUGAAGUUAUUACUGAACUGAUAGAAGUAGAAGAAGAAGAGGCAUGUAUUCAUCAAUCAACAAAGAUACCAACACUCAGCCUGACUACAUUUUCUUGUUAUUUCCGGUGUAUGAUGAAUGCUAUCAACAAUCAUGCUAAGAGUACACUUAAUAAAAACGUGACUUUAUCACAGAAUCAGUUGUCUGGUUUAAUGACACUGGAACAGUGCAGCAGAGUUAUGAACAUGCUCAUGAACUAUGUAAAGUCUUUUGAUUCCAAGCCAGUAAUUGCUGCUGGUCUAAAGCUUGGUAUGACAUUUGUUGAGAUUUUCUCUAAGCAAGGCCUACCACUCAUUAAAGCAUCUUUCAAGACAAGAAAAGAUAAUGUGCUCCAGAUUAUAAAGAUAUUUCAAAAGACCACAAGGCUAUUGCAGAACUACUGUGGUCACUCAAAGGUUGUGGCUAACCCAUUGCUUACUAAUUAUGUCCCUAAAGUAAAGAGAGCUCUGGAAACUUUUGUAUUUGAAGUAAAGGAGGUACUGGUUCUUAAUGGUUGUUCUGAGGCAUUUGGGGUCAAAAACUUAAAGAACAGAACACUCAAGGGAGAUGAGAUACUAACUCAAUCUCAAGUUACCAAUGAUAGUCAAGAGGUGGAGGAGGAGGAGGAGAGAGAAGAAGAAGAAGAGGAAGAAGAAGAAAUUGAUGAAUCAUAAAGAAUAAAGAGUGUUUUAUGUUUUUGCUGUAUUCAUUAAA